Messenger RNA from Loxodonta africana (African savanna elephant), 681 nucleotides. RefSeq names its product clarin 3 (gene CLRN3). The record is from RefSeq and is a predicted model, not a curated record. Bases 1 to 681 code for a protein of 226 amino acids. The transcript is spliced from 3 exons. NCBI's taxonomy places the organism in Eukaryota, Metazoa, Chordata, Mammalia, Proboscidea, Elephantidae.
AUGCCUACAAGAAAGAAAACAUUGACGUUCUUAGCGGGCACUUUCACAAGCCUUGCGUCUGCCAUCCUCAUUUGCUCUAUUCUUGGGACAAAAGCCUGGGUCACCAGCACAAUUACCAUCAAUGACAGCAUUUCAAAUGGAAGGGUGGUCAUCGCCUAUGGACUCUUCCGUGGCAGGAGUAUUCAAGAAUUGGAUGGUGGACUUGCAGAACCAGAUAAAGAUUUUGAAGUUUUAGGAACAUUGAAAGAUUCCUCACAAAAGACUCUGCUUUUGGUGAUCAUCGCGUUCCUGGUCUUGAGUUUGCUCACCUCAAUUCUGAGUUUUGCGUUUACCUGCUACAACACCUUCAGCAACCCCUACCAGACGUUCUUGGGGCCAACAGGAGUGUAUACCUGGAAUGGGCUGAGUGCCGUCUUUAUCCUCCUGACCAUGAUACUGUUUGUGGUGAACACACAGCCCAAUCAUCUCUCAGAGGAGCUAUGUCAGACGCUCUACACAGUAGUCAAUCAGAAGGGAGCAACCCAUAACUACGGACACUCGUUUUGGCUCAUGCUGCUCGUCAUUCUUCUAGACAUAGUCACCGUGGUCAUCAUCAUUUUCUACCAGAAGUCCAGAUACCAGCAGAAGCAGGAGGAGAAGAAGCCAAUGGAAUACGCCCCAAGGGAUGGGAUUUUAUUCUGA